This is a messenger RNA of Lotus japonicus, 3518 nucleotides long. Its product is annotated as disease resistance protein At4g27190-like. The record is from RefSeq and is a predicted model, not a curated record. NCBI's taxonomy places the organism in Eukaryota, Viridiplantae, Streptophyta, Magnoliopsida, Fabales, Fabaceae. Bases 190 to 3162 code for a protein of 990 amino acids. Gene Ontology annotation, molecular function: ADP binding. The transcript is spliced from 2 exons.
CCAGUCCCUAUUUCGAGUGUUGACCCAAGAAGCAACUCUGCACCUUCCCUUCACUCCACUGGAGAGAGAAUUGAAGAUUCAAGUAAGUCAAGUCAACUAAUCUAGCUUUUCUCUCUCAGGAUCAAUCCAUCUAUGUCCAACAGCAUUGCAGGCUGCAGCAGCUACUAGCAGAGGGUCUGAACUUCAAUAAUGUCUGGCUUUGAGGUGGGGAUUGGAAAACUAUACACUAACAUCCGUGGCAAAGUUGCAUCUUCCAAAAAUCUAGAUGAACUCAACGAAAUUUUGGUCAAGGAUAUAAAGAUGCUACUUGCAAUACAGGAGGAUAAAGAGAGGCAAGUUCAAAGAAACAAACAGAAAGAUACCACUAAUGCUUACAAACUAUGGACAAACCUGGUAUCAAAGGCUGCAGGAGAAGUGCAGAAACUGAUAACUGAAUAUGAUACAGAAAGCCUGCCUUGGUGGUGUAUUCUAAGACGAUCACGUCUGAGUGAAAAGAUGACCAAAAUGUACAAUUGUGUUCAUGGACUAAUGACAGAUGCACACUCAAGAGAUUUUCUAGUUGAUAAACUGCCAGAGCGUGUCUUGAAGGAGCUAGGUGUUCCACAUAUAAGUGGAUAUCCAACCCUACAAAUUUCCUUGGAAAAGAUUCUUGGUUUCCUAAAAAACAGUAAGAUCAAAGUUAUUGGAGUGUGUGGAACAAAAGGGGUGGGAAAAACAACAAUACUGCACAACCUAAACAACAACGAAGAGGUUGCUAAAAUGUUUGAUAUUGUCAUUUUUGUGAGAAUCACAGCUGAUGAGGGAGAUGAUCAGAAGAUUCAAGAGAAAAUUGCAAAUAGAUUGAUGCUCGACAUAACGACCAUCCAGGACCAUGCUGAUGUUGCAAGAACAAUUUACAAUGAUCUAGCAAACAAGAAGUAUUUAUUGAUUCUGGAUGGGGUUGUAGGCCCCACUGAUUUUGAGCAUUUGGGAAUUCCAAGUGAUAAAAAUGGCAGUAAGGUGGUGAUUUCCAGUCAAUUCCUUCGAGAUUGUAAGUUGAAUGGGGUGGAAAGGGUCAUCAAAGUCAAAGAGCUAUCUCCUGAUGAAGCAUGGAAGAUGUUUAGAGAUAUUGUCUGUGACAAUGCCACUAGUCAUAUGAUUGAUUCCCCUGAUAUCCAACCUAUUGCUCACCUUGUAUGUAACAGGUGCUCUAGGCUUCCACUUCUCAUUCACAAAAUAGCAAACUCUUUUAAAUUGAAAGGUUCCGCUUCUAGUUGGUGGGCAGGGCUUGAGGAUCUUAAACCAUGGCCAGAACUUCAAAAUCAAGGUUUGAAAGAGUUGUUCUCAUUCUUGAAAUUCUGUUAUGAUGAACUGAAAGAUGAAAAGAAACAAAAAUGUUUUCUAUACACAUCAAUGUACCCCACAGAAAACAAGAUUUACACCGAUUAUUUAGUUGAGUGUUGGGCAGCACAAGGCUUACUCGGUGAUAUAAAUGAUGCAAGGCGAUAUCGAAGUGCACGCAACCGUGGUAUUGACAUAUUAGAGCACCUUACUGAUGUCUCUUUGCUAGAGAAGGGGGAGCAGAUGACAUAUGUCAAGAUGAAUGAUUGUAUGAGACAACUUGCCUUAUUCAUAUCCUCUAAAGAUCCUGAGUGUAGCUUUUACCUCCAAGAAAGGGAAGAAACUGAAAAUGUCUCAAAUUCAAGAGCUUGGCAGCAGGUUAAGUGGGUCUCUAUGAUUGAUAGAAAGAUGCUCGAUUUACCUGCAAACCAAGAUUUCAGCAUGGUUUUGACAUUAUUGCUGCAAAAGAAUCCAGAGCUGACUACAAUACCUCAAACAUUUUUUGAGAGCAUGAACACUCUUCUCUUGUUAGACUUGUAUGGUACCGGAAUUAGAGAGCUACCAUCAUCUCUAUCAAAAUUGACCUGUCUCAGGGCUUUAUUUCUGAACAAUUGUGUGUUUUUAAGAUCAUUGCCAUCUGAAAUAGGAUCAUUUCAAUGGCUAGAGGUCCUUGACAUUCUUGACACCAAAGUGCCUUUCAUACCUAUCCAUAUCGGAUAUUUGAAUAAGCUAAGAUGCUUGCGAAUCUCAUUCAUUGCAAGUGAUGAAGAAAAUAAAGUUGAAAAUUUUCAUGUGAUCUCAAAGCUCCAGAGGUUAGAAGAAUUAACCAUUCAAGUCAUAAGCUAUGAGCAAUGGUCUAAUGAUGCUGAAGGAGUCCUACAACAGGUGGCUUUGUUGGAAAAUUUAACUACUCUCAAGUGUUGCUUUCCCUCCCCAGACAUUCUUAGGAACUUUCUUCAGACAAGCAAAUCAUGGAGAGGUUGUGAGAAAGAAAUAUCAUUCAGAUUCUUUGUUGGAUGCCAAAACUCAAGACGACCUCAAAUACUUGGAUCCUUUGAGCAUAAAAUUACAAAUUACUUGAAGUAUUGCAAUGGUGAACUGAAGGACGACUUCACAAUUAGUGAGAUACUACCUAAUACUGAUGCUUUGGAAUUAAUUUGCCACAAAGAUAUUAGAAGGUUAUCAAACUUUGUUGGAACAAGGCCUUUGAAUCGCAUCCGUGGCCUUUUGAUUGAAAAAUGCAACAAAUUUUCCACAAUUGUGGUGGACGAUUUAAGUUGCAACCCCAUAAAUGGAAUCCAAUCAGAAAACAGAGCCCUCUUGCCAAAUUUGGAGCAAUUGUAUUUGGAAAAUUUGCUCAAUUUAACAUGUGCUUUUAGGGGUCCCGUGCAUAUUGGAACACUUGCCAAAUUACAAAUUUUGUCAUUGAAGAACUGUCCAUACCUGAGUGAAAUUUUCAGCAAUGGAGCACUUCAACAUUUUUCAGAACUUCAGAAGCUGAAAAUUGAAGAUUGUGCAAAACUUGAAGAACUUAUUGUUCUUAGAGAAGGCUCUCAAGGAGAAAGGCACGUCCUUCCCAAACUAGAGAUGCUACUGCUGGUUAACUUGCCUAACUUCAAAAGUAUAUGCUCAAACCAGACAUUGGAUUGGCCCUCUUUAGAGCUACUAAGGAUACAUAGAUGUCCUAAUUUGAAAACUUUACCAUUUGAUGCUAGCAACGCAACCAACUUGAGGUCCAUUGAAGGGGAGCAAAAAUGGUGGGAUGAGUUGAAAUGGACAAACAAUAGCAAUGAGGAACGCCUCUUACAUCUUGCAUGCCCUAGUGCCAAAAGGCAAAGGUGAAUCCCUCAUAUUGUAUACGGUCGAGCUGCCUUCCCUCAUCUCUCUAUCGAGAAUGGGGAAUAGAAGGAAGACUCCACUCUCCAUGAUAGCUGGCUGCACUGAGCCGGAAGUCUGGAUAUGUUGACCAAAAUGAUGAUCUGGAUGGAACGGUAUGCGGUGACAACUUGUGUUUGUUGCCUUCAAUGAGUAGUUUCCCUAGAUAUCUUCUUAUGGUUGUAAAAUGUUAGAUGCUAAUAUAGAGUUUGUUGUCUCAGUUUGUUGCAAGAAAAAAGACUGCUACUGUAAUGUUUUAUGGUUUUCUGUGUUUUAAAAAAGUUGGUCCUAUAGAACUAGAAUAGAGUUUGAUGUCUCAUCAA